Messenger RNA from Anopheles maculipalpis, 2046 nucleotides. It is a transcript of the gene Vps33B, whose product is annotated as vacuolar protein sorting-associated protein 33B. NCBI's taxonomy places the organism in Eukaryota, Metazoa, Arthropoda, Insecta, Diptera, Culicidae. The coding region runs from base 1 to 2046 and encodes 681 amino acids. Gene Ontology annotation, cellular component: CORVET complex; lysosome. The transcript has 2 exons. Gene Ontology annotation, biological process: intracellular protein transport; vesicle-mediated transport. The record is from RefSeq and is a predicted model, not a curated record.
AUGGAUCCUUCUUCAAGCGGUGGAAAAUUGCUUGGAUUUCGGCAGAUAGCACAGGAAAAGUUGCAGCAUGUGUUCUACUCCAUCCCAUCGGAGAAGGACCUCAUCAUUGAACCGUCGCUCAUCAAACCACUGGAACAUGUGUGCGGUGCAUCUUGGCUGAGGAAAAAAGGUAUCGAUAAAAUAUUCAAAUUCGAUCCAAAAAAUCCUCCCCCGAAGCGAAAACAGUUCGUCUACUUCAUUGCAUCGAAUCUGCUUACGUUCAAGAGCGUACUCGAUCAAAUCAGUGGCUACCAGAGCCAAACGAGCAGUCUGAUGGAGCCGGAUAUUCGCAACAAGCAGUACCACGUGCUGGUACUCCCAUCGGUACUGGCCAGCUUCGAGCAUUUGCUCGAGGAGGAAGGUCUGCACGGGAUAGUGGAGCUGUACAAUUUCCAGUGGGAUUUUCUCCUACUGGACGAAUCGCUACUCAGCCUCGAGCUACCGAACGUGUUUGCGGAUGUGUUCGUACGGAAGGACACCACACCUCUCGGUUCCAUCGCGCAAAGUAUACGCAUUUUUAAUCUCAUCAUGGGCAAACCCCAUCUGGUGUUUAGUUUGGGCGAGAAUGCGGAGAAAAUACUACAAAUGGUGCAGCGUAUGGAGGCAAACCGGCGAACUGUGGUGACGGGCAAGGAGGGCCCGAACAGACCGGAACAGCCGGGUGACAAGGAACCAGAGUACGCGGCAAUGCUAAUACUGGACCGGGAUCGAGACUAUCCCGCUUGUUUGCUAACGCCGGUCGUUUACUGUGGACUGCUGCUCGAAAUUCAGACACUUAAUUCCGGCUCACUGGUGGUGGAUGGGGACAGCAACAAAAUCAAGGCAGGAAGGUUGGCUUUCUUACAGCAAACGCAUCAGCAACCUCCUCCACCAAAGCAGGAAGCAACCAGUUUGCGUAUGAGUGGCGCACAGGACAUGAUCUAUCUCGAGCACCGAUAUCGGCACUUCUCCGAAGUCAUCAGUCUGCUUAGCUCGCAGGCCAAAACGCUCGGUCUCGAAGGGAAAGCAUACUCGCGCGAAAUGAAGCUUCACGAAAUGAAGGACUACGUCACGAACAAGCUACCGAAGGUAGCGGCCGCCAAGAAGGAACUGUUCAAGCACCUUCGGCUGUGUGAAACGAUCGUCGAGGAAAUUGGUGCCAACUUUGAGAAGCAUCAAAUGAUCGAGGAAAGCAUCCUUACCAAUACGAAUCGAAAGCAGAUCAUGAACUACAUUCUCGAACUUUUGAGCAGCGAUGCUCACCAGUACAACACGCUCCGGCUAAUCUGUCUGUACCAUGUAACGAUCGGGCUGACCGGUGAAGAUAUGACCAAGCUAAUGACCGGCUAUCUGAACGCAUUCGGAUACCGUCAUCUGAGCCUGUUUCAUAAUCUGUUCCAGGCACGCCUAUUCCCAGACACAACAAAUCUCAGCAAAACGAAGAUUCUCGCACAAAUCUCUAUUCCCACCCUGAAGACACCGUUCCAGAUUGAAGCGAACAAACUGAAACAAUUGCCAACGGUUUCGAACGAUUCCGUCCCGACAGCAACCGCCGGUGCUGCUGGGAGUCGUACCGAUCGUACCGAGGUGACAUCGGGUGGGAAUGUAGGAAAAUCUUGCCCUAGUUACGUGUUCAACGGUAAUUACAUUCCACUCAUCACGCAACUAACGCACAUGAUAUUCGCUGCGUCCAGUUUCGACAAUCUAAACACCCGAUUGGGCCAUCUCGAACGGUUGAAGGUUUCGGGUCGUGUACUGGAGCAAGGGCAUCUGCACGGAGGAUCGAUCGAUGCGUUGAUCGCACCUAAAACGAUCAAGGAACUGUCGGCCAGCAGUCAUAAGGCGGCACUGAAUCAAUUGUUUCCCUUCAAGGAGAAAACGAUGUUCAUCUUCAUCGUUGGUGGAAUAACGUACGCGGAGAUUGCGGCGUGCCAUCUGCUGGAGCGGACAAUCGGGGCAAAAAUUGUACUUUCCUCCGAUCGCAUCAUUGCGGGACACGAUCUGAUCGAGAGUGUGGUUAAUUGCUAG